UGAAUCUCUGUUGUUAUGGUUACAAAAGAAAGAAAACCCUAAUUGAAAGACCAGUCAGUCACAGUCGCUUGUAUGUGUUCCACAAGUGACCAACAAUGUUGAAGGAAAGCUAAUUCCUUUAUUUGAUCUCUUAUAUCUCAAAACCCCAAAACCCAUCUCUAUUGUCUGCCAAAACCUCUAUUUUUAUGCCAACAUAUAUACAGUAGUAGCACAUGUGUAUGUGUUACUUGUCAUCUCUCAUCACAGAUCAAUGACUCUCUGUGUGAGAGCUUCAAAAUCCAUAGCCCAAUGUAGCAGUAGAAGAAACUUGGACUCUCUCAAGGUACGCCUCAUCUUCUCUUCCCCUUGUCCCUCCGAUUUCUCCGACUACAACAACAAUAACAACAAUAACUCCACUACUACUACGAUUUCAAAAACAUUCUCAGAGACCCAUUUUGGGAACCUAAUUUUGAAAACAAUCGAAGACAAGCCCUGGGCUUUUGCCAGUAAGUACUGGGUUGUCUCUGAACAAUUACGAACUGUGAUUCUUGAUCCUGAGUUGUUUAUACGGGUACUCAAUUCGGUUCGCGGGCGCCCCAGAGUGGCGCUUCGGUUGUUCCGGUGGGCCGAGGGGCAACCAGGGUUUAAGCGGUCAGAAUUCAUUUUUUGUACAAUUCUUGAAAUACUUGUUCAGAAUAAUUUGAUGGGUUCGGCUUAUUCGGUGAUGGAGAGGGUUAUUAGUGUGGAUUUGCAUGGGAUUGUGGAUGUUUUGAUUGAUGGGUAUGUGAAUGCGGAGGUUUCGAUUAAGUUACUUGAUCUUUUAUUGUGGUUGUAUACUAAGGAGUCGAUGGUCGAGCAAUGCUUGUUGAUUUUUGAUAAGAUGGUGAGGAAUGGGUUCUUGCCAGAUGUGAAAAACUGCAAUAGAAUUCUUAGGAUGCUUAGGGAUAAGGAUUUAGUUGGCAAAACAAGGGAAGUGUACCAAUUGAUGGGCAUGUUUGGGAUUAAGCCAAGCAUCCUUACCUAUAAUACAUUGUUGGAUUCGUUUUGUAAAGAUGGUGAAGUGCAACAAGCACUAGACCUAUUAUUGGAAAUGCAGAGAAGAGGCUGUACCCCGAAUGAUGUUACAUAUAAUGUGUUGAUCAAUGGGUUGUCAAAGAAAGGGGAAUUUGACCAGGCCAAGGGGUUGAUUGUGGAGAUGCUGAACUUGGGGUUAAAGGUUUCAGCUUACACUUAUAACCCUUUGAUUUCUGGGUAUUGUACAAAAGGAAUGCUUGUUGAAGCAUUGGCGCUUGGGGAAGAGAUGGUAGUUCGAGGAGUUUCUUUUACUGUCUCGACUUAUAAUACAUUAAUGUAUGGUCUCUGUAAGUGGGGAAAAGUGACUGAUGCUAGACAAAAGUUCUGUGAUAUGUUGGGAAAGAAUUUGACGCCUGAUAUAGUUUCAUACAACACUUUGAUAUAUGGUUACUGUCGGCUAGGGGACGUUACGGAGGCUUUUCUAUUGUUAUAUGAAUUAGAAGGUGCAAACCUCAAUCCCACUGUUGUCACCUAUAAUACUAUUGUAGAUGGCCUUUGCAGAUUGGGAGAGCUGGAGGAUGCUAAGCGGCUUAAAGAAGAAAUGAUCAAUCAUGGGAUUCUUCCUGAUGUUUUUACUUAUACCAUUCUAGUAAAUGGUUCUGUCAAGGUGGGAAAUUUACAAAUGGCUAACGAAUUCUUUGAUGAAAUGUUGCAUAAAGGAUUGGAGCCGGACCACUUUGCAUAUACAACUCGAAUAGCAGGGGAACUGAAGCUUGGGGAUACAUCCAAAGCAUUUAGACUGCAGGAAGAAAUGUUAGCAAAAGGGUUUCCACCUGACUUGAUUACCUAUAAUGUUAUCGUGGAUGGAUUGUGUAAAGUGGGCAAUUUGGAAGAAGCAUGUGGGUUGUUGCAAAAGAUGGUUCGGGAUGGUCUCAUGCCUGAUCAUGUAACAUAUACCAGCAUUAUUCACACCGUUUUGGAAAUUGGGCAUCUCAAGAAGGCCAGGGAAUUAUUCUAUGAGAUGUUGAGUAAAGGCUUAUCCCCUACAGUUGUUACGUACACACUGUUGAUUCAUGCUCAUGUUGGCAAAGGGAUGCUAGAACUGGCAUUUAUGUAUUUCUAUGAGAUGAAAGAGAAGGGUGUUAUGCCAAAUGUGAUCACCUAUAAUGUGCUGAUAAAUGGUCUUUGCAAAUUGAGAAGAAUGGAUCAGGCUUACAGAUAUGUUGAUGAGAUGGAAGCAAAGGGAAUACCCCCUAAUAAAUAUACCUACACUAUAUUAAUAAAUGAGAACUGUAACUUGGGUAACUGGCACGAGGCCUUGAGAUUGUAUAAGGAAAUGCUAGAUAAAGGGAUUCAGCCUGAUUUUUGUACACACGGUGCAUUGUUUAAGCAACUAGGCAAAGACUAUAAAUGGCAUGCAGUUCAGUACCUUGAAUAUAUAUUAAUAGAUAGUGAAGAAAAUGCUGGAACAAAGACUUAAUAAGACCUAUGACAGUAUUCUGGUCAUGUCAGAGAUUGGUAAGGUAGUGACAUAUUUACUCUUUGAGAAAUUUGUCUCAUCCUAGCAUUCUUACUCUGGACACUGCUGGGAACAUUCCCUUGGAUGACUUUUCUGGAUUGAGCUGCAAAUUUAUGAAUUUUGGCAACUCAGAAGGUCAAUAAGCCAAUACAUACCUCGUUUUUGAAUCACUGCAUGCCGAAUCCAAGUAAAAGGGGAAAGCAGCCUUGGAUUGGAUUUUUUAUUGUAUAUAUGAGCCAUAUAUUGGAUUGAGCUGUGAAUUUAUGAAUUUUGGCAACUCAGAAGGUCAAUAAGCCAAUACGUACCUCAUUUUGAAUCACUGAAUGCCAAAUCCAAGUAAAAGGGGAAAGCAGCCUUGGAUUGGACCUUUGAUCGUUUAUAUGAACCAUAUAUUGUAAAGAUUCAAAGACCGGUGUGCAGAUGAAUUUGUGACUGUACAAGUUGAUCCAAAUAAAUUGGUGUUGGAGCUUGUUCUUGAUGACUUGUUGAAAGAAUAUCAUGACAUGAUGUCGGUGCCUUAGGGUUUCUCAUUCAUCACCACUGGAUUUCUCAUUCAUCAACCCUCUCAUCCAUGACAAUCCUGUCGCACUCCUCACUGUUACUCAUCUGAAGCAAGGACGCAGUAGAAGAACACUCCCUCUCACAGAGACUCACUCUCAUUGCAAAGAUCUUCUUGUUGGUGUAGCAAUUUCAACUCAGAGCUAAGUAUCAUUGAUCAUUAAGGAAAUUGCUAGAGAGUUGUCUGGAGCAUCAAUUGCUAUUCCUCAAAAAUGGAAUUAUCUGAUGAUAACUCCCAGUUCAUGGUAGCCAUGUUAAGGGAGUGUGGAUUAGCAUGUGAAACGAUUACUUUUGUAUUGGUGGAAUUUGCAAACAGGACGAUUUGCUGAUGAUCUUGGAGGGGAAUUCCCAAUUAGUUACAAGUUAAAGCCAUUGGAUCCUCAAAUUGUCUCAACUGUUAUUCGACAAUCAACAAUGUCCAUGACAUGUCAGGGAUAUAAAGCAAAUCAUGAAACCAAGAGCAACUAUCUUUUGUCACAAUUAGCUGAAUCUUUGUCAAGGCCUUUAUGAGUUUGAUAAGAGGCUGUUAAGGAUGGAUGGGUCAUGGGAUGAUUGUGCUUUGAACAUUCUACUGCUGGACCUCAGGUGGCUUUUGUAAUUGUUAUUAUUAUUAUAUACCCUAUAGGAUGAAGUUGGUUCAAAAAUAUUAAUUAAUUAAUUGAGUUUAUUAAAUUGUAAAAUAUUGAUUAUAGAAGGGUUAGCUGUAAAGGCCACAAUGCUGUAACACUUGGCCACUUGGAUAUUUUUAGUAUUUGUAUCGAGGGAUGGCUCUACCUCAAGUGCACAAACACAUUAACAUUUUUAAGAUAUGAAAUUAUAUUCUUACAAUC
Messenger RNA from Camellia sinensis, 3900 nucleotides. Its product is annotated as Pentatricopeptide repeat (PPR) superfamily protein. The record is from RefSeq and is a predicted model, not a curated record. Gene Ontology annotation, biological process: chloroplast-nucleus signaling pathway; mitochondria-nucleus signaling pathway. NCBI's taxonomy places the organism in Eukaryota, Viridiplantae, Streptophyta, Magnoliopsida, Ericales, Theaceae. Gene Ontology annotation, cellular component: chloroplast. Gene Ontology annotation, molecular function: protein binding.